Molecule: messenger RNA, 3967 nt
Organism: Linum trigynum
Lineage: Eukaryota; Viridiplantae; Streptophyta; Magnoliopsida; Malpighiales; Linaceae
Source: the annotation of a GenBank genome assembly
AUACUGAACCGAAGAUGAUAAAUAGAUCAACAAAGAAGGAAGGAGAGCUGAGCAGGGGACCAAUCCAUUCCUCUUUCUCGAGCUCUCCAUUUUCUUCCCCAACAAAGCAUUUACGUCUUUCUUCUUCUUCUUCUUCUAUUUUCCUUCUUGCCUAUUGUAAUCAAUACUUCCAUUUGCUUUCUCUUCUAUUUUUAUUUGGGAAGGCCAUCGAAAGAGACCAAUCAUACUGAAACACAGAAGAACCUUCUGGACAUAUCUUUUGUAUUCAUUCAUUUUACCCCCACACCAAAAUAUCUAAGAGGCAUCUCUCCAUCUCCACCGUCCAUUUCAUUUCCCCUCCCAAACCUUCAACCAUUUCUUCCAUUGCCACAAAAACCACCUUUUGGUGUGUGUACUCUAUAGAUUUAUGGCCCUGGUUGUGUAUUUCUUAACACUGAUUCUGAAUAACACAAAGACUUAAGUUCAAGAAUUUUGGAUCCAAGUCCUUAAACACAUACAACAAAUCUUACUAACUUAGCAUCUUUCAUGUGCAUAUCAUCUGAGUUUUUUUCCCCCCGACUCCUCUCACUGAUUUAAUAUUUGACAGCUUUUGCGACACUUAAUAUUUGAAGACUCGUACAAAAUCAAAGUGUACCUGACUUUGAAAUUUGAAGAAUAUUAAGAUAUUGAUUAUAAACAUAUACAUUUUGGAAAUAAAUGUCAUGUGCUAAAUUUAGAACAAUACACGUAUCGAAUUUUUACAGAAAAUCUACAUGCAAGAACAUACACAUUCAAUGAUGAUUUGAAGCGGCUGAUUAUAAGAUAUAUAUAUUCAUAAAUUAUUUGGAAUGGGUAUUUUUGGUGGAUGUGAGAAUUUUUUGGGCUAAGUAGUUUGACCAUAUAAAUGUAUAUUAAGGCCACCCCAUUGUUGAAGUUCAAUUAGUAGUUGAUCUUUUUCGUGGUUGCAAAUAUUUAAACAAAAUAUCACGCUAAAGGAACUAAUUGAAUAUUAGAAAGAACGAUUAUUAUAUGGUAAUGACACUUGCAAGUGGAUGGAUACAAUAACAAUACCAUUACCGGCAACACAAAUCCAAAUCAAAACCAAGGCAGAUACAAAGAAAGGAACUUUUAUUAUUAUGUAUAAAACUGGCCGGUUUCUGGAGACUACUAUUUGGCAGCCACCAGCCAGAGCCAGCCGCUCUUUCUUUCUUCCUCGUUCACAAUUCCCUCUCCCAUCUCCAAUUCCUCCCACCCGAAAGACACAGGUGAAAAGGAAAAAGCUAGUUCCUUUCUUUCUCCCUUCUUUACGCUUCCCUUUUUCACUUCCACGGAACCCCCAAAAAUGCCAACAAGCCAGCUUCCUACUCCAUUUCUAAAACUGGGUUUUGGGUUUGCUCUAUUCUUUUAAGCGUUCUAUUGGGUUCUUGUUCGUUGAAAUUUGUCGACAAGAUAAAGGGGUAAAGGAUUGAACUUUAUUGACAACGGAAACAGAACAGAAGGAAGCAACAAUGGCAAAUCUGGGAGAGAAUGGCAGCAGAGCUAGUGGCAGGGACUUGUAUGGAGUUCUGGGUUUGCACAAGGAAUGCUCUGCCACUGAGCUAAGGAAUGCUUACAAAAGACUUGCUCUGAGAUGGCAUCCAGAUCGUUGUUCAGGUUCAGGGAACUCGAAGCAUGUUGAAGAAGCCAACAGCAAGUUCCAGGCAAUUCAGCAAGCCUAUUCUGUUCUGUCUGAUGCCAACAAGAGGUUCCUAUAUGACGUUGGAGCCUACAACAGUGAUGAUGAUGAUGACCAAGAUGGAAUGGGUGAUUUCCUGAAUGAAAUGGCUGUCAUGAUGAGCCAAACGGAGCCUACUCAUGAUGAGAGUGGGGAGGAGAGUUUUGAACAGCUGCAAGAUUUAUUCAAUGAAAUGUUCCAAGGUGACACUGAGUCACCAUUUGGAGCUUCUUCCUCCCUCGACGGUUCCUCGUCAUCAUCAACGUCCUCGUCGGCUUCCUACACUUCCUACUUCCAGAGCUCCGACUUGCCUUAUGCAAGCAGCAAUCCUGAGCUCAAGAUGCGCAAUAAUGACAUGAAACAUUCACUUAACCAAGCUUCUCACUUUCAGAACUUCUCUCUAGGGGCAGGUGGAAAAUCGGAAGGAUUUCAAGAAGGGGAAGCCAGCAAAAGGAGGAGGAAUUCAGGGAGAGCUCGGCGGUGGAAGGAGAAAGCAAGGUAGGAAACAUAAUAUGUCAUCGUUUGGACAUGCGUCCAGUGACGACAUCAUGUCCAUGCUUGGCAAAGGAUGGUGAGCUGCAGCAACUUGAUCGAUUCAGCCUGCUGCAAUGGCUGGUCCAAACUAUGGAGCUGGGAGGCCUAACCUAAUAUGCACACAAGGUGACGAUGCAGGAGCGAAAUAGCAAGUCGAAAGAAGUGAUUCAGCAAUAGAGGAAAGGGUUGUCUUGUAAAGAAAAAGAUGAGUAUUGCCUGUCUGGAAAAUGCUGCUGCAGAUCUUGUGUGCCUCCACCUUGUCUAAGUUGUAGAAGUGGCACUUGAAGCCUACUGAUGGUUUUUUUUUAUGCUCCUUGGUGUCAAAGUAGAUGGAAAGGGAUGAUCUUUUCCUUGGCAGCAUUUCUGGCAAUGCUUUCUUUAGCAUUUUGUUGGGUCCAAACUUCAAAUGGAGGUAGGAACAGUGGGAUUCAAGUCUAAUGAACUCAAUCAACCAGUGUAGGGUAGAAGGAGAUAUUUAGUAACUCAUUGAGAUGAUGAUCAUGGUUCGAUUUGGUCUGAUACUAGCCAUGAAUGUGGGGCAAAUUAUCAUCAAUCAUCCCACUUUUAAAGUUGAUGAGGAUCAGGUUAUCAAUACCACACUUUUAAGAAAAACGCAAAUGAUGGAACCCAAAAAAUUAAAAUUACCCAAGAAAGGGAUCCGAUGGAAGUUUGUACUCAAUGGAUUAGUUCUAUAAUGUAUUUGGGGUUCCUAUGUGCAUGCAUCUUAGUAUAAUAAUACGACCUUUCCCUACAUGGAAGGAAGAGAAGAGAGAGCCAAGUCAAAGUAGGGAAGAAAGUCAGAAACUAAUUCCUCUGACCUGCUGAGUGCUGACUGCAGCUGCCAGCUAGCUCUCAUAUAUGAAAAACAUCUCUUGUCACGUUAGGUUAGGUGAUAGAACACGAAAGACUAGUUCAUUAACGUCAUUUUGUAUUUAUUCAUGCUAUUUUAUGUUCAUUCACGUAAUACUAUGGUGAUUUACGUAAGAGUGUAAGUUUUUCACGUAAAUGGAAAUUUAUACUUUUUCUCCCUAAUAAUUUGUAUUGGCUAUAUUUUAUGGAAUUAAAUUUGGAUUAUCAUUUAAUCUUGUAAAAAUAUGUAGCAUUGAUCAUAAUCUACACAAUGACAUCCUUUUUUAUAUAUUUCAAAGUUUAAAAUUUUAUUUUACAACGACGUGAAUAAUUAACAAUGUGCAUGAAUAAACAUCAGGUGGGGUGACCUAACAGUAUUGGUUGCGUGAAUAAUCAACACUCUUACGUAAAUAACACAAAUAUGACGUGAAUGACACAAAUAUGGCGUGAAUAACCCAAAAUUAGGUGUUUUGUCACCUAACGUAACAAGAGACUGCACUCCUCAUAUAUAAUACCGCACUUCUACAUGACUUCUAGGUGUCAUAUUCUAUUCAUAUGACUAAUUUCUCAAUUCUCACGAGCUCCUUCUCUCUGAGUUCCCAGACCAGGUCAUCAUAGAAUUUCGUAGAAGACUGAGCAUGCGUAUCUUUAGUAUUUUUAUUAUUAGUUUGUACUCAAAUAUUAUUUUGGUACUUUUGGUAUUAUUUAUUUAUGUUUACUUGUUUGCGUUGGAUUAAGAUUUUUAGUACGUAUGUGUUUAGGAUUUGAUAUUUGUUUCUUUGUAGAAUAGGUUUCAUAUUUUGGUUAGGAAAGGGAAAAAAAGGCGCCGACCUAGUAGGAAAAGGAGAAGGGAUUGCAGGAUAGCCUAGCCUAUAAAUAUGUAAUCAUUCU